This is a messenger RNA of Arachis duranensis, 2033 nucleotides long. RefSeq names its product protein WHAT'S THIS FACTOR 1 homolog, chloroplastic. Gene Ontology annotation, molecular function: RNA binding. Bases 83 to 1678 code for a protein of 531 amino acids. The transcript has 2 exons. The record is from RefSeq and is a predicted model, not a curated record. NCBI's taxonomy places the organism in Eukaryota, Viridiplantae, Streptophyta, Magnoliopsida, Fabales, Fabaceae.
AGAUUCUCUCCUCUCAAAAUUCAAACCCAAAAUUUGUAGUAGGGUUAUGUGAAGUGAGUAAGGUUGGUAGCAGCUACAUCACAUGGUGAUGGACCCUAAAUUCUUGCUCCCGUUAUCCAAAUCCUCUUCAUCACACGCUUCUUUACCCUUGUUUAUUUCAAAUCAACUUCCUUUCCGGCAAAACUCAAACCUUUCCGCCAAACCGUGUUGUUCCCUCCAAAAGUCUGAAUUUUGGGGUAGGGAUUUGAAUUCGGUUGUGUUACCGGCAAAUGUUAAUAGCAUUAGAAAGGUGCAUGCCCCCUCGCCGUUUGGGCCAAUAAGGGCAGCUGUGAAGAGAAGGAAAGAGCUUCCCUUUGAUAAUGUGAUUCAGAGGGACAAGAAGCUCAAGUUUGUUCUCAAGAUAAGGAAGAUUUUGGUGAGUCAACCCAACCGCAUCAUGUCGCUUAAGCAGCUUGGUAAGUUCCGAAGGGAUUUGGGUCUGGAUAAGAGGAGGCGGCUUAUUGCUUUGUUGAAGAAAUUCCCUGCGGUGUUUGAGAUUAUGGAAGAAGGGGUUUACUCUCUCAAGUUCAAGAUGACACCAGAGGCUGAAAGGCUUUAUUUUGAAGAGUUGAAGGUUAGGAAUGAGAUGGAGGAUUUGGUUGUUACAAAGCUGAGGAAACUGUUGAUGAUGUCGCUCGAAAGGCGGAUAUUGUUGGAGAAGAUAGCUCAUCUCAGGAAUGAUUUGGGUCUCCCACAAGAAUUCCGCGACACCGUUUGUCACAGGUACCCGCAGUACUUCAAAGUUGUUGCAACCGAGAGAGGCCCUGCUCUGGAGUUGACACAUUGGGAUCCUGAGCUUGCAGUUUCUGCGGCUGAGCUAUCUGCAGAGGAAAAUCGGAUUCGGGAAUUGGAAGAGCAGAAUUUGAUCAUAGAUAGACCUCUCAAGUUCAACAGGGUCAAGCUUCCUAAAGGUCUUAAUCUUUCUAAGGGUGAGAUGAGGAAGAUCAUGCGUUUCAGAGAUAUACCUUAUAUAUCGCCAUACUCGGAUUUCUCAGAGAUUAAACCAGGAACACCAGAGAAAGAGAAGCAUGCUUGUGGUGUUGUACAUGAGAUAUUGAGCCUCACUCUUGAGAAGCGAACCCUCAUUGAUCACCUUACUCAUUUUCGAGAGGAGUUCAGAUUCUCUCAGCAACUGAGGGGGAUGUUGAUAAGGCAUCCUGAUAUGUUUUAUGUCUCCUUGAAAGGAGACAGGGAUUCUGUGUUUCUGAGGGAAGGUUAUCGUGAUUCGCAGUUGGUAGACAAGGAUCGUCUGUUGCUAAUAAAGGAAAAGCUUCGCUCUCUGGUUAAUGUUCCACGAUUUCCCAAGCGAGGUGCUUCCAGAAGGGUUGGAGAUGGUAUGGAAGACACAGCUGGCACUACCAGAGAAGAUGAAAGUGGUGAAGAGGAAGAACACUGGUCAGAUCUUGAUAGUUUUAUGAGUGAUGAUGGAUUUGAAGAAGACAAUGAUGGCCAAGACGAUGACUGGAGCAAUGAUGACGACGACGACGACGAUGAUACACCACCUGAUUUUGAUGAGGAUGAUGGAAUAUUGGAGAUUUCACAAGGAAAGACGAUCAAACAAGCUGAAGAUUUAACGGCAAAUGACAAAAAAGUCCUUGCUCCUGUGUUCCCUGACGGUCGUCCCAGAGAACGGUGGUAGUCUUUCUAGAUCUUUCAAGCUGGAAUCUUUUAUGCAAGACAGCAUCUGGCUUUAACUUUGGAGUUUUUAGCUGGAUGAUUUUGUGAUCAAUGUUGUACGCCAAGAGUUUGACUUGUCUACCUUGGACACAUAUGAUGCUUUCUUUUUCUAAUGAGUAUUCUUCAUUGUCCAUUUACAGUUCUUGUCUGUAAACAAUAAUAGCAGUUGAUGUUAUGUCCAGACUCCAUAGUCCAGACCAAUACUAGAGAUAUUUUGUAUAGACUACCACCUGCUGUACUGUAUAAUGGAUUGAUACUUCUUAGACAUGGUUAUAUGUUCAACAGGGUGAUAUCCACUUUUCCGUGAAUUCUUUCUA